Molecule: messenger RNA, 501 nt
Organism: Hydatigera taeniaeformis
Lineage: Eukaryota; Metazoa; Platyhelminthes; Cestoda; Cyclophyllidea; Taeniidae
Source: the annotation of a GenBank genome assembly
GCAGAAUCGGAUCCGCUGCUGUUGGGUUCUUGCGUUGUCGAGACACCCAGUGGACCAUCACCACCCUUGCACCUGCGUUUCUCCAAUGUUGGCGCGAUAGAGGCGUUGAUCCACAACUUCUUGAUAGACCUGAUCGACAUCAAGAACGGCAAGUGUUAUGUUGGCGUGGAAGAAUGGGGACGCCCUUGCUCUGUGAGUGAAGGCGCUGUCAACAUCACUCUCAACGACGUGUCGAAACAGAAGGAAUUGCGAAAACUAAACAAGGGUUCGACGUUUACAAAAAUAUUCUUCGUACCGAGAUGUGAGUUUGAGAAGCCGGAGGAAGACAUGCCUAGUCAGGCCGAAUUGUCGCCAUCAACACUGGCAGCUGCGUGCAUUUUUACUCGUGGCACAAAUCUACGACAGUUGAAUGGGCUGCUCCCGACUAAGUGCUUUUCCGUUCUCGCUUCCACUGGCAGGGGUGCUGAGAUAUGUGAGAACUGCGAAUUCUACUGUGGAUAA